Molecule: messenger RNA, 864 nt
Organism: Musca vetustissima
Lineage: Eukaryota; Metazoa; Arthropoda; Insecta; Diptera; Muscidae
Product: catenin alpha-like
Exons: 6
Biological process (GO): cell migration; cell-cell adhesion
Cellular component (GO): adherens junction; catenin complex
Molecular function (GO): actin filament binding; beta-catenin binding; cadherin binding
Source: RefSeq, a predicted model, not a curated record
AGCUCUGAAGACUUGGAUACUGACACAGAAUUUGAACCAGUUGAGGACAUGACUUUGGAAACUCGUAGUCGAUUUACAGCUAGUGCACACACUGCCGACCAAACUGUUGAUGAGUAUCCCGAUAUCAGUGGUAUUUGCACAGCAAGGGAGGCUAUGAGGAAAAUGACUGAAGAGGAUAAGCAAAAAAUUGCCCAACAAGUGGAGCUGUUCCGACGGGAGAAAUUAACAUUUGAUUCCGAAGUAGCUAAAUGGGAUGAUACUGGAAAUGAUAUCAUAUUUUUAGCAAAGCAUAUGUGUAUGAUUAUGAUGGAAAUGACUGACUUUACAAGAGGACGCGGCCCACUAAAAACCACAAUGGACGUUAUAAAUGCGGCAAAAAAAAUUUCUGAAGCCGGCACCAAACUUGAUAAAUUAACUCGUGAAAUAGCGGAACAAUGUCCGGAGAGCUCGACUAAAAAAGAUUUAUUGGCUUAUUUGCAACGCAUAGCCCUUUAUUGUCACCAAAUUCAAAUAACAUCCAAAGUUAAGGCUGAUGUGCAGAAUAUUAGCGGAGAAUUGAUUGUUUCAGGGUUGGACAGUGCAACAUCUUUGAUUCAAGCGGCUAAGAAUCUAAUGAAUGCGGUUGUGUUAACAGUCAAAUAUUCCUAUGUGGCGUCUACCAAAUAUACUAGACAAGGAACUGUAACGUCGCCUAUCGUUGUUUGGAAAAUGAAAGCACCUGAAAAGAAACCGUUAGUGCGUCCUGAGAAACCAGAAGAAGUGCGUGCAAAAGUCCGUAAAGGAUCCCAGAAAAAAAUCCAGAAUCCAAUUCAUGCAUUGUCCGAAUUCCAGAGUCCAGCUGAUGCUGUUUAAAUUUGAAAUAAA